CAAUGAUUCGACAUAACCUCUAAACAACUGUGGCAGUGGCAUCUCUGCCAUUUGACUGUAAUCGUAAAAAAAAACCUUUUUUUUCAAUCGUGUUUGAUAAAUCCGAUAAUGUUCGACUUCAACAAGUUUUCUUCAAGUUUCAGUUUAUUGUGAAUUGUGCUUACUGAAUUAUUCCCUCAAAAAAAUAAAGUGAAAGGCAUUUUAGCAUCGUUUUUGACAACUCACUUUUCGUACAAUUUAGUAAAAUAAAAACACAGUACAGUUGAUGAAAUUGGAUAAAAAUUUUAAUUCUGAAAAGGGGAAUAUUUUUUAAAUGUUUUUUUUUUUGAAAUUAUUUGAAGUAUUUAAAGGAUUUUAAAGAUUUGGAGUAACUUGGUGGAGGUGUGAAAAAUAGUUUUUUCUUGCAAAGUGUGGAUUCUUGUGAAUUAGAAGCACACCAUUGUUCGGUAUUGACGUUUGCGCACCAAUCAUGAUGAUUUAUGACAGUUUAUCAAAAAGUCAGUGUAUUGUUUUAAUUAACGAAUCCGGGACCAUUGAGAAUAAAAUUAAAGACUUGCCAAAUAAUCGAGGUCGUGCUAAUUUCCUCAUGGCGCAGAAUUUUCAAUUGAAAGAAGUAACAAUGAAUAAAGAGGACACUUCUGAAACGUUAGAUAAUAAAAGUCUACUUGAAUUGGCACACAGAGAAUAUCAAGCAGGCGACUAUGAAAAUGCAGAGAGACAUUGUAUGCAACUCUGGAGACAAGAGGCGAACAAUACUGGAGUUCUCUUACUUCUUUCGUCCAUUCACUUCCAGUGUCGUAGAUUAGAAAAAUCAGCUCAUUACAGUAGCUUGGCUAUUAAGCAAAAUCCACUUUUGGCGGAAGCCUACAGUAAUCUUGGUAAUGUAUAUAAGGAACGGGGUCAGCUACAAGAUGCUUUAGAAAAUUACCGUCACGCUGUAAGAUUGAAACCAGAUUUCAUCGAUGGAUACAUUAACCUAGCGGCAGCCCUCGUAGCUGCAGGAGAUAUGGAACAAGCAGUUCAAGCCUACGUCACGGCAUUGCAGUAUAAUCCUGAUCUAUAUUGUGUGCGAAGUGAUCUUGGUAAUCUUUUGAAAGCUUUAGCAAGACUUGAUGAAGCAAAGGCGUGUUACCUGAAGGCAAUUGAGACGCGACCUAAUUUCGCGGUCGCUUGGAGCAAUCUUGGUUGCGUUUUCAAUGCUCAAGGUGAAAUUUGGCUUGCGAUACAUCAUUUUGAGAAGGCCGUCGCUCUUGAUCCCAAUUUCCUCGACGCCUACAUCAAUUUAGGAAAUGUUCUCAAGGAAGCACGCAUCUUUGAUCGUGAACUUGUUCUGUUUGUGGAGAGUGUGACAGCUCCAACUGUGACUGGGAAAGAUGGGAAGCAUUUUUUACAAACCGCUGUUUUAAGCAAUGCUAAUGGUUCGAAAGUUGUUUUGAAAAUUUGGAAUGAGCAGAUAAAAAGAACGAAUGGACUCAUUCGUCAAAAUUUCAUUUUGCAUUUGGAUGCUGUUGCUUCCAAAAAACAAUUUUUUUCAAAUCAAGAUUUAGGAGGAAACUUGCAUUUUGAUUUAUCAAUACAAUCAAAUACAAAAAUAACUGUUUUAGGGGUGCAAAAAACAGACACAGAAGAUAAAACUUUGGAGUGCACCUUUGAAACAAUUCAAAAUGCUCCAAAUGGAAGUGAAAUUGAAAUAAUUGGCUAUAUAAAAACUGCUUUUCAAGCAGUUAAGGGAAAAAACAAUCAAUACCAACAUGCUUGCUGCUCAAUAAUGGAGGACAAUAAAAAAUUGGAGAUGAAAAUUAAUAAUUUUGAAUUGGAAAACUUGAAUCAAUUUGAAAAAGGCUUGAAAAUUAAAGUCAGAGGAAAAAUUAACUUUGGAAAUCCUCCAGUCUUAGAGGUAACAGACUUAAAUAAGCUGGAAAUAAUAAGCACUGAGAAAGUGACAGCAGCGUACUUGAGCAAAGGAAUGCUCAGAAUUAAAAAAUUAAAUAAAAGUACCGAAGUUAACGACAAUGUUGUCGAAAAAAAACCAAAAAAUUAAUUUUUUUCAGUUCAC
This is a messenger RNA of Leptopilina heterotoma, 2056 nucleotides long. RefSeq names its product protein O-mannosyl-transferase TMTC2-like. The coding region runs from base 470 to 2041 and encodes 523 amino acids. The transcript is spliced from 9 exons. Gene Ontology annotation, molecular function: protein N-acetylglucosaminyltransferase activity; protein binding. Lineage: Eukaryota; Metazoa; Arthropoda; Insecta; Hymenoptera; Figitidae. Gene Ontology annotation, biological process: protein O-linked glycosylation. The record is from RefSeq and is a predicted model, not a curated record.